AUGGAAAAGGUUCAAGACUAUAAUUAUCCUAUGUGGGUGCAAUUUCCAAACCUGCGGCUGAAUCUUUGGAGUCCUACUGGGAUUAGUAAAAUCGCUAGUCUCAUAGGCAAUCCUAUAACCACAGACAAGCUCACUGCAACAAGGAAAAGAUUAUCUUAUGCUAGAGUGUUAUUAGAAGUGAAAUUGCCUCUUAAAUCUCCCCUCCCUGAUCAGCUUGUUAUUCAAGGGCCUGAUGGAAAGAGCUACACACAAAAGGUGAUUUAUGAGUUUAAACCAAAGUGGUGUGAUACCUGUAAAAUUAUUGGUCACCUUACUGAGCAUUGUAGAAGGAAAAAUGGGAAAAUGAGAUGGAUGCCUGUUCAUAGAGAAAAAAAUAUAGAGAAAGCUCCAGUGCCAAAUACUGCUGAUGGAGUUGCUAAAACAGUUCCUAAUAUUGAAAUAAUUGAAGAUGAAAUUUCUGGAGUAAAUUUUGAUUCACAUGAGCAGAAUAUUACUGUUGACACUGGGGGAUUUGGAAUGAAUCAUGGAAAUCAAGCUAUUGCUGAAUCUUCUUCUGGUGCACGUGCACAGAAGAAAUCUGUUGGAAAUUCUGGCUCUGGUAUACAAAUCUCCAGAAUUAUCAGUUCACCCACUGUCCAGCACUUCUCUUCUCCUGCUGUUAAUACUACUGGUUUUACCAGUGUUACAAAGGAGAAAUCUGCAAAAAGAAAUAGUGGGAAAGUCAAUAAUCAGGGUUUAUCUCAGCUGCUAAGAUCUUCAAAUCAAUUUAUGACAUGUGCUGUUGAGUCAAAAGACUAUAGAUUAUCAUGUAUAUUCACUGUGGUGUAUGCUCUCAAUGACAAUUCUGGAAGGAAAUCUCUUUGGCAUGACAUUUUGGCAUUUAAACAAAAUGUUUCCUGUCCUUGGAUCAUUGGAGGAGAUUUCAAUACUAUUAUUGAUAACAAUGAGAAAAUUGGUGGAUCUUUAGUUACUGAUACAGAUACUGAGGAUUUCCAGAAUUUCAUCUCUUCCUGUCAACUUAUGCAUCUCAAGACUACUGGAUGUUUUUUCACUUGGUGCAAUAAACAGGAUAUUGACACAAGAAUAUGGUGUAGACUUGACAGAGUUCUAGUUAAUGAAGACUGGAUUCAAAAGUAUAACUCAAGCCAAGUUGAGUUCUUGACUCCUAACUGCUCUGAUCACUCACCUGGUUUAAUCACAAUUGAAGAUGAUCAUAUUGGAGGUAAAAGGCCUUUCAAGUUUUUCAAGAUGUGGAUUAGUCAUCCUGAUUUCCUCUCAACAGUCAGUUCAGGUUAG
This is a messenger RNA of Asparagus officinalis (garden asparagus), 1296 nucleotides long. RefSeq lists its product as uncharacterized. The transcript has 2 exons. The record is from RefSeq and is a predicted model, not a curated record. The coding region runs from base 1 to 1296 and encodes 431 amino acids. NCBI's taxonomy places the organism in Eukaryota, Viridiplantae, Streptophyta, Magnoliopsida, Asparagales, Asparagaceae.